AUGGACGACCAUCGUUACCACGACGGAUGCAUCCGCAAUAUCGUUAAAGAAAUUAUGCGAGAAUGUAACGCCAAAAAAAUCCAUGUUAACAAAAAUUUCGUACUAUUUUUGACUCAAAUGUUGCUUCUGGAUCCGAACUGGGGAAUCGACGAAAACUUUUUCCAGCAAAGAGAAAACGUACAGUGUUUCGUCAAAUACGUGAUAGAGAAAAUUAUUUGCAAACAGGACUCCGUAAAAGUGGUGACUUUGAGAAUGCAGUUUUAUUUUACAUGCAGCAUUCAAAAUCUGCAGUACAUCAUUGAUAUAACCAGAAUGGACAUUAAAAAUCGUUUAAAGGUAUUACAUGAUGAUAUUUUAGCACAUGAUAAAGUGGACAACAGGCAAAAUAUUGACACACUUUAUAAGAAGAUUAUUUAUUACAUAUGUUUUUUAUCUGGAUUAGGUAAUCCAGAAGUUUUCAGAGUCUUCGAGGAAGUAAGGGUUGCAUUAAAAAGCAUAAUAAGUGAUGAAGAUCUAAAAGACUUUGCGAACAAAUCAAAAAAUGAGAAAUGUAUUCAGUUGGAAUAUUUUAUGAAAAUUGUAAGCGGCAUCAGAUUAUUUAACAAAUACUGCGAUAAGGGAGGCCAAGGAAUUACCAAUUUACCUUAUUUAGUAGCACAAUCUUUGGAUGUUUUAAAAGAAAAAUCUGAAGAUUCAAUUUCGUUUAUUGCGAAAAAAGUUAAUUUGCUAGUUAUCGCAGUUAAAAAAAGCUAUUCAUUUCAAUCGAGCUACAGGAGUUAUAAAAUGUGCUUGCAAAAUACACUUCGAUUUAAUGAAUCAUUGAGACUACCUGAUAUUCAUUAUAUGCAAAAUCUUUUGGUUUUCUUCAAACAAUAUGAAAUGCUAGUUAAACGCAUCGAGGUACAUUUAGAUGUAAUAUUCAACAGAUGUGAUUCAACUUUAAAUGAAAUAGAAGAUUUAAUGAAAACCAUUUAUGAUACAGUCUAUAUGAAAAUCGGUGUCCUUGCAGAAAUAGUAUUUCCAUUGUUUGAGAAGCUAUGGUUGUUCUGGGAAAAAUUUCAAAAUGAAACUUUUGUCAUAGCUAGGCUCAACGAAAUCAUGAUAGAGUUAUUCGCUUUUUCAAAACUAACAGGUUUCCAUAAAUUUGAUAUAACGGUUACACCAACACAUGAAUCGGCAUUAAGCAUUGACAAUGUUUCUGUAAACAUAAUAUCAUUUAAUCCUGAAAUAAAAGUCAUCAGAAACUGUAUAAGCCAAUAUAAAUUGCAGUACCUGGGGUUUUGUUGCUGGAUGCUAGUAGAGACUGAUGGCGGCCUAAUACCAGGAAAUACCAAAAUGGGUAUAGUGAAAUAUCAUGGCAGAUAUUAUGCAUUUUCUUGCUAUGAAGCCUAUUAUAUGUUCUACAAAAAUCCGUCCAUGUAUGUAAAUGGUGUUCUUGAACUCGGCAGAAGGCAUCCAGAACUUAUCAAUUUAUUUCACCUACAACAAGAUUUACAAAAAUGUUCCAACACUAAAAAACUUAUGAAAGCUAAAUUGGAAAUCAAAAAUCGCGAAGACAAACAAAUUGAAACAGAGGACAGUCAGGAAUCUUAUAUCGAUCCCAACUAUAAAUGGAACGUUUGGGACUUAAAAAGGGAAGUAUUAAUCCAGACGAAUUUGUUACGUUGUAAAACCCUUUCCACCCAAACUAUUAAGACAAAUAGCCAAAAUAACAUUAGAACACAAACUUAUAACACUGAAAAAGCGGUGGCUUGCCAAACACCUCAGGACAUUACCACUCAAGUACCAAAACCGUCAGUAUUUUUACAUGGUUUAAGAAGCAGAAAGGAUGACAAACAAUGGAAAAUAGAUUUAACGUUGUUUGAAGAUGAUAAGGAAUGUCUGAGUUAA
This is a messenger RNA of Ceutorhynchus assimilis (cabbage seed weevil), 1890 nucleotides long. NCBI's taxonomy places the organism in Eukaryota, Metazoa, Arthropoda, Insecta, Coleoptera, Curculionidae. The record is from the annotation of a GenBank genome assembly.